AUGGUCUCCCGGACCGACCGCGAGACCCUCCGCGCCGAGCUCCGCGCUCGUGGCGACACCAAACUCAAUGCCACCGAACGCGAGAAUCUCCUCAAACCCUACCUGCCCGAUCCAGCAGACUUGGAGCCCACCUCCUCGAGCGUGAACUCGCCGUCGCAAUCUCGCACGGGUGCCAACCCCUCGCAACGGCGCCAGCGGCCUCGCAAGAAGCCGAUUCGCACAUUCCUCAAGUCGCAACUCUACAAGUUGACGUAUGCCAUCACACAUAUCUUCUUCGGGAUCGUGGUCCGUCUCCUGCAGGCGUACCAUGCGGUGGUCGACCGAGUCUUUGCGAUUGUAUACCACCACCACCGCACCCCGGAGCUGAUUCGCAAGGAUGUUCGGGGGUUGAAACGCUUACCGGAGCAUCUGAGUGUGAUCUUGACGCUCCACAAAGAGGACGAUGCCUUGGCGGUCUUGAUGGACGAGGUGGCCGAGUUGGCUGCCUGGAGUGCGAGUGCGGGGAUUCCGCAGUUGAGCGUAUAUGAGAAAUCAGGAAUCCUCAAAUCAUGCAUCCCCGCUCUUCACCAAAACAUUUCCACCAAAUUGACCUCCUACUUUGGCACAUCCGCCCAACAACCUUCCCUCCAGCUCUUUGCGCCUCACCACCCCGUCUACGCAGUCUCAACACCCAGAACCGAAUCCUCACCCUCCAACACUCAGUCCCAAUCUCUUACAAUCCUCCUCCUCUCCGCUACAGAUGGCCGCGAAACCAUCGUCGACCUCACCAAGACCCUCGCCGAAAUGUCUCAAAACGGCAAACUAUCGCCCGACGACAUCACCCCCGAACUCGUCGACGCCGAACUCAGCGACAUCACCACGCAGCCUCUCCAGACCCAGCUGGGCAAGAGAUCCCCCGGUGCCCGCCCUAUCAUGAAACCCGAGCCGGAUCUUCUGCUUGUUUUUGGGUCGUUCCUGAAACUGGACGGCUAUCCACCGUGGCAGAUUCGGUUGACGGAAAUGUACUGCACAGGCGAUCACAAUCAUGGGAUGACUGGGUAUGGAGAGGCGGUGGAGUAUCAGGGAUUCAUGAGGGGGUUGUGGCAUUACGCCGGUGCGCAGAUGCGAUUUGGUCGGUAG
This is a messenger RNA of Penicillium oxalicum, 1119 nucleotides long. RefSeq names its product ditrans,polycis-polyprenyl diphosphate synthase. Bases 1 to 1119 code for a protein of 372 amino acids. The transcript is spliced from 2 exons. NCBI's taxonomy places the organism in Eukaryota, Fungi, Ascomycota, Eurotiomycetes, Eurotiales, Aspergillaceae. Gene Ontology annotation, cellular component: endoplasmic reticulum membrane; dehydrodolichyl diphosphate synthase complex. Gene Ontology annotation, molecular function: ditrans,polycis-polyprenyl diphosphate synthase [(2E,6E)-farnesyl diphosphate specific] activity. The record is from RefSeq and is a predicted model, not a curated record.